Lutra lutra (Eurasian river otter) is the source of this 7774-nucleotide messenger RNA. RefSeq names its product IgGFc-binding protein-like. Bases 325 to 7680 code for a protein of 2451 amino acids. The transcript is spliced from 17 exons. The record is from RefSeq and is a predicted model, not a curated record. NCBI's taxonomy places the organism in Eukaryota, Metazoa, Chordata, Mammalia, Carnivora, Mustelidae. Gene Ontology annotation, molecular function: protein binding.
CUCCUGCCUGCGGUGGACGCGUUCAGCCGCAGCUUCGCGCUCACCGCGCAGCCCGGCUUUUCCAACGUGGCGGUGCUGCUGGCGCGCGAGCCCACCCCGGUGCUCCUUGAUCAGCAGCCGCUGCCCAACCUGCACUGGCGCCUAAUCCCCGGCGGCCCAGAGCAGCACUCUGGUGAAAGCCAAGCGCCCGCUCCGGGUUUCGUCUGGACCGAGGUGGCAUAUGGGCCUGAGCCCGGAGUGGUGCACUUCCUGGAAACUCCCGGGCCGCCGGUGGGCGUGCUUAGCUUCGGCACCGCCCCUGGCGCGGGCUUCGGGACCCAGGCCAUGCGGCAGCCAAGCGUGGAUAUUCUGACUGCGGAAGAUCCGAACCCUCCCGCAGAAUUCUAUCCCCUUCUAGAAUCUUCUCUGAUGAUGCCACUCCAGUUCCCAGGAUCCUGUAAGGACCAUGUAUGCUCCAGUGGAACCACAUGUUACCUUGUGAGGCACAAACCUGAGUGUGUGCCCGGCACCCUGGCCACCGAGAUCAUGUUCAGUCCCAAGCCAGUAUCUCUGAAGGACUCCAAAAUGGUGUCCAUCUCCAGGUCUAAAACCACAGCAGUGCCCAAACCAGGAUCAGAGAGCACACCUGAAGCAGAGCCAGGGCUUGUCUCCAUGGCCAUGAAUGAACUUCAGCCUCAAUCUUGGGCUUUGGUAAAACCAGAACUUGAACCUCUGGGUCUAAAAGAACCAUUUCCUGAAGCCCUGGUUGUGGCUGAACUAGCACCCGCACCUUUCCCCCUGCGCAUGCCCACAGCUGAACCAGAGUCCAAACCCAAGACAGAAACCAUCCCAGCAGCCAAGAUGGGGCUCAAGGUGGCGGCAGUGACUAAACCAGGCUCAGAGGCUUUCUGGCAAGAACUUGAAACUGCGUCUGAGUCCAAAAUGCCAUCGGAGGCCAAGCUGGAGACAGUGGACAUCUCCAGUAAGGGGCCGGGGGACAUCACAGGGGGUACCUGCUGGGUUUCUGGACUGCCAUACAUCUACACUUUUGACGGCUACUCUUUUCCUGUGCCUGGGGGCUGUACCUACAUGCUGAGCCAUUGCCCUCAGGCCCUACCCAGUGGCCUCCCUGCCUUCCAGCUGUGGAUCGCCACCUCUGGAGAGAGGCAGCCCAUGCACUUUGUCACAAUGCGUAUCUUUGGUAUCACCAUCACUGCUGUCAAGCAUGAGUUCGGCUUUGUGCAGGUGGACCACCAGCGGCUCCGGCUGCCAGCGACGCUGCACGGAGGGAGGCUGCGGUUGCAUUUCCGCAGCUCAGAACUAUGGGCAGAGGCAGGUCUGAAGCAAGAGCCACCAGCGCUGCGCCUGGUGUACGACUGGCAGCACGCGCUCUCUCUGCAAGUGGCCAAGGGCUACCGGGCGCACGUGGUGGGCCUGUGCGGCAACUUCAACCAGGACCCGGUAGACGAUGUGGGCGGUCCGGACCUGCGUGCUUUCUUGCGCACUUGGGCCUUGCAGCCACCGGACGCCCCAUGCCACGCCUUCUGGGCUGCUCCCUGCGCCAAGCCAGCGUCCCCAGCCGAGACCCCAGGGCCCUGCGCCAUUCUGGCCGAUCUGAACGGGCCCUUUAGCCCCUGCCACGACGUGCUGCUGCCUGGGCCCUUCGAGAUCAGCUGCAGGGCUUGGAUCUGCCCCUUUCCCAACUACCGACCUGCGCUUUGCUUAACUCUCCAGGUCUACGCGCACGCGUGUCAGCGCCUGGGUGUCAGCAUCGACUCCUGGAGAUUCCAGACUGGCUGCCCCAUUGAGUGCCCCCAAAACAGCCACUAUGAGCCGUGUGGCUCCUCCUGCCCCGAGACGUGCAUGGGUCCGUUGGGAGCAUCGUGCCCGCUGCCCUGCGGGGAAACGUGCACCUGUGACUCCGGCUAUGUUCACAGCGGUCCUGCCUGUGUCCUGCGACGCCGGGGACCUGGUGGCUGUGGCUGCACACACCAGGGACGUCUGCUGGGACCAGGCGAGACAUUAUGGGAGGGUGUGGGCUGCAUGCGCCGCUGUGUCUGCCCAGCUUUAGGAGGGAGCGUGAUCUGCAGCCAGGGUGGUUGCAGGCCAGGCGAGCGCUGCAUUCUGUCCCACGGCCUGCGCACCUGUGUGCCCUGGAGCAUGGCCACAUGCGUGGCAGCCGGCGGAGGUCACUACAUCACCUUCGAUGGGCGCCGUUUUCGCUUCCCUGGCUCUUGCGUGUACCUGCUGAGCGGCCUCAGUUCUCCCGCACCGCAGGAGCUGGCAGACUUCCGUGUGCUCCUGGGCACCGGUCCUGAUGGAGUCCCAAGUAGCCUCGAAGUGCUUCUGUCUGGUUACCACCUGAAGCUGGACCCCAAGGAACCCGGUCAUGUCCUGGUGAAUGGAGACUGGCAGAAUCUACCAUUCCAGGCUCUGAGCAACAGUACCCUCAUCUUUCGCCAUGGCUGGGACACUGUGAUCAGCUGCCCCUUUGGCCUGCGCGUGACCUAUGCCCCUGGGAUCCGCGUGGUAGUGGAUCUUCCAGCAGCAUAUAUGGGCCAUGUGGCAGGGCUGUGUGCUGACUACAAUGGGGAUCCCGCGGAUGACCUCCAGGUGCCUGGAAUUGUGCUGGGCACCAACAUGCCUGAGGAUGCACUGGCUUGGGCCUUUGGCCAUAGCUACUUGGUGGGUUCCCCGACUGAGUGCCUGAAUGCUGCUGACAAGAGGCCGCUGCCGCCACCAUCCUGUGUCACCCUGCCAACCACCAGCACCCCAGCCCACUUUGCCCACAUCUGUGACAUCCUCUUGGACCCCCUGGGGCCCUUCCAGCUGUGCCAUGAGAUGCUGGCACCAGGCCCCUAUGUCCAAGAUUGCAUGGUGGAUGUAUGCCUGGGUAUUGGACCCUGCCCCAUGCUCAGCCUCUACUGUGAAACUUGCCAGCUGCUGGGCGGCCAAGUCUUCCCCUGGCGGAAUUCGAGUCUGUGCAGCCCGCUGUGCCCUGCACACUCGCACUACACACUGUGCGCUCCGGAUUGCUCAGCCACUUGCGCGGGACUGAAGACACCGCCUGGCUGCCACAGCCCUGGGCUCUGCCGCGAGGGCUGCGUGUGCGACGGGGGCUUUCUGCUGAGUGGCGCCGUCUGCGUGCCCCAGGCUCAGUGUGGCUGCCUGAGCGCCGGCCGCUACUUGGAACCCGGCGCGCCGCUGCCUCCCCCUCACCCCGCGACCAACCGCUGCUGCCGUUGCCACGCCGGCGGCCAGGUGGUCUGCAAACCCUGCCGCGCAGCCCGGGGCCGCCCAGGCGUCUGCCUCGCCUCAGAAGGACUCCGCUUCCGCACCUUCGAUGGCACCACCUUCCACCUUCCAGACGCCUGCACCUAUUCGAUGGUGAGCACGGGCAUGGGCCGCCUUCGGGGUGUGUGGCCCUUCGAAGUGGUGCUGGAGAAAGACCCACGGAUGCCCGAGCUCCGCCGCGUGCUGCUCCGCGUGCAUGGUCACCGCUUCGACCUAGACUGGGAGGACUGGGGAAACAUCACGGUGGACGGCGUGCGGCGCUGCCUGCCCUUCGCGCUGACCAACGGCAGGGUGCGCACCUUCGCGCGGGGCGCCUCCGUGGUGCUCGCGGUGCGUGGGGGCCCGCGCCUGCUUUUCGGGCUCGGUGGCCACCUGAGCGUGGAGCUGCCUGCGGCCUACCGUGGCCUCACGCGCGGCCUCUGCGGCAACUUCAACGGCAAUGCGUCUGAUGACCUACAGCUGUGGCCCGGACCCUGCGGCGCGCCACAUCCCUGCCCGGGUUCGGGCUGUCCACCGGCCGCCGGGAACGCGGGCGCAAACCCAGCGUGGCGUGGCGCUUGCGGCCUCCUGCGCGAGCCCAGCGGCCCCCUGGCACCCUGCCACGCACUCCUGCCACCGGAGCCCUUCUUCCAGGCCUGCGUGGCCGACAUGGGCCGCGCCCGCGGGAACCGCAAAGUGCUCUGUGCCUUCCUGCAAGCCUACGUGGCUGCCUGCCAGACGGCUGGUGCGGAGAUGAGGCCCUGGAGGGCUCCCAGCUUCUGCCCCAUGCGGUGCCCCCGCCACAGCCACUACAGUCUGUGUGUGAACCCCUGCCCUGCGGCCUGUCCAGGUGUUCAGGAAGUGGUGCGGCUCCCCACUCCCUGUGCUGAGGGCUGCGAGUGUGAAAAUGGAUUCUUCCCGGCCGGGCGUGACUGUGUCCCUGUGGACCACUGUCCUUGCUUCCACAAUGGCCAGUACUUCCCUCCGGACCAGACUGUCCUCAUCAAGAACUGCUCCUCCUCCUGUACCUGCCAGCUAGGGGAGGGUGUGGCCUGUGUCCCCUUCAGCUGCCCUAUGCAGGAGGUCUGUGGCAUCACAGAUGGAGUCCUAAGCUGCCGUUUGCAAGCCACCUUGGGCCCUGCCCCGACCUCUGUGGCCCCACCACUGGUUCCCCCACCUCCCCCACCCCUGCUCCCCAGCCCCAGUCCCCAGUGCCCAGAAAGCUCCCACUUUGUUCCAUGCGGCUCUGCAUGCCCAGCCACAUGUGCCAACCCUGCAGCCCCAGAGCACUGCCACGACCCCUGUGCUCCAACCUGCCAGUGCCUCCCUGGCUACUUGCUGCUAGGGGACGGAUGCGUGCCCCGUGCCCAUUGCCCCUGCUUCCUGCACCAAGGCCAGACUUUCUGGACAGACAACUGUACUCAGCAAUGUCACUGCCCGACCCUUGGGACCCUGGUGAGCAAGCUUCCCCAGUGUUGGCCUGACAAGUGCAAUGGUCACUGUAAGGCCUCCAUAGGUGGCUGGUACCACUGCCUGUUAGUGCCGUCCCCACCCAGUCCCACUGUCAUGGAGAAGUCACUGGUCUGUGCUGCCACUGGAGACUUCCACUUCCACACAUUUGGAGGAACCCACUAUGAAUUCCCUGGCUCUUGUGUCUACCGCCUGGCGGGUCUCUGUGGCACAGCCCAUGCCAACCUUGAGCCCUUCAGUCUGGAUUUGACCCCAUUGCUGCGGCCACGUGGCUGGACCAAGGCCCUGACCCUCUCAGCCUGUGGCCUGAGGCUGGACAUGAGUCCAAAAGAUCUCAACCACAUCCGGGUGGAUGGAAUUCUGGAAUCACUGCCCUUCUUUCACGGCCACUGCCUCCGUGCCUACUACCAAGGCCAUCAGCUCUGCGUAGACACGGACUUCGGCCUCUCCCUGACUUACGAUUGGGACAGCCUGGCACGUGUAAUGCUGCCGAGGCGCUAUGGACCCUACCUGUGUGGGCUGUGUGGCCAACACAGUCCGAGCAGCCCCACCAUGCAGGUGCCUGACACCUGGAAGGUGGCAGAAGUGUCUGGUUGUGGCCCAUUCUGCGGGCCCCUCUGUCCCGGCCCCUGCCCAGAAGCCAAGCGCACUGGAUUCGCUGGAGACGCCUACUGUGGGCUGCUGACGGCGGCAGAGGGUCCCUUCGGGUCAUGCUACGCCGCGCUGGACCCGCUCCCGUUCAUGGACAACUGCCUGGACGACGCGUGUCGCCACUACGGCGCUCAUCACAUCGUCUGCCGAGCCCUGACGGCCUACACUGUCGCCUGUCAGGCUCUGGGCGUGCGCCUGCGGCCCUGGAGGACGCCUGACUUCUGUCCCUUGCGCUGUCCGCCGCACUCGCACUACGAGCUGUGCGGCCCGUGCUGCCCCGCCACGUGCGCGGGCCCAGAGAGCUGCUCCGGCCGCGGCGCCAGCGGCAGCCGCUGCUGUGAGGGCUGCGUGUGCGACGCGGGCUUCGUGCUGAGCGGCGCCGCCUGCGUGCCUGCGGCCAAGUGCGGCUGCCUCCGCGCCGGCCGCUACCGAGCUCUGGGCGCCGCGUGGUACCCCGGGCCCGGCUGCGCACGUCGCUGCCAUUGCGGCCCGGGCGGCGCGGUGACGUGCGGAGCGCGGCCGUGCCGGCGCGGGCGAGUGUGCGGCCUGCGCGGAGGCGAGCGCCGGUGCUUGCCUGAAGGACGAGGCAGCUGCGCCCUCGCCGGGCCCGCGCACGUGCUCGCCUUCGAUGGCCGCGUGCUCACGCUGCCACCGCCCGCGCCCUUCCCUUCUGGGCCCUGCCUCCACCUGCUGGCCAGCAGCGGAAGCCAGGGGCCCUGUCGCUUCAGCCUAGACGCGGCCCGCGAUGGGGCCGGGCUGCUCAGCCUGCACCUCAACAUCUCCGGGCACCACCUGCAGCUACACCGCUCCCUUGUCGGCGUCAUCACGGUGGAUGGUGAGCACUGCCGGCUGCCCUGGGUAUUGGCAGAGGGCAGCGCCUGGGCCACUUUGGAGGGCCGCCAUGUAGUGGUGUACACGGCCUGUGGGCUACAUCUCAUGUAUGACUGGGACAGCCAGAUGCGCCUGACUGUACCUUCCACCUUCCAUGGCCAGCUGGUGGGGAUCUGUGGGGCCUUUGGUGGCAAAGUUGGCCCCCUUGACCUACCUCUAGACAAAAGGUCCUGGCCCAAGGGCCUGGUCACUAACCCCUGCCCGCUGCCCCAGCCCAAUCUUGACUUUAGCAUCAGCUGCCCCACUCAACGCGCCCAGAUCGUCAAUGCUCCUGAACUAUGUAGACUUCUACAGGCACCCGAUGGUCCCUUUGGCCGCUGCCUGGACCAUAUCAGCCCCAAGCCUUUCCUUAGGAUUUGUCUGCAAGACAUAUGUCAUACCCAAGGCCAGCACCUCGGUCUCUGUGAUGCCCUCACAGCCUAUACUGCCGCCUGUCAGGAAGCUGGCAUCCCUGUGACACUCUGGAGGGGCCCCAAGCUUUGCCCCAUGGCUUGUCCACCCCAAAGCCACUACAGCAUCUGCGCACGGACCUGUGAUGGGGGCUGUGUCGAGCCUACCAGCCCUGCGCACUGUUCUACCCAGUGUUACGAGGGCUGCGAGUGUGACCCUGGACUCAUUUUUGAUGGCACAGAUUGUGUGUCUCAGGACCACUGCGGCUGUUUUCACAGUGGACGCUACAUCCCUGUUGGGGAAACUCUGGUCCUACCUGGCUGCCAGGAACGCUGUAUGUGCUUGCGUGGUCAAGGCCUCCAGUGCCAGCCCUUUUCCUGCCCACAGGGCACAGGCUGCAUCCUGGAUGGGGGUGUGCGGUCCUGUGAAACUGGGGAGGGUGCUACAUGCCACCUCGAGCCGGGGGGCCACUUCACCACCUUUGAUGGCUUUAGUGGGCUCACACCCAUGCCUGUUACAUCCUGUGCCUAUGAGCUAGCCACAGUGGUGGGUUCCAGAACUGAGGAUCCUGACUGGUUCCAUGUCAUUGCUGACUUCCUGCCCUGUCCUGGCUGCACUACUCGCAAACCACGAGUGAUCAUCGGCUUCAGGGAUGGCUGUGCAGCUGUGGGAACCAAUCAAGAAAUAUGGGUGAACGGACAACCUGCGCGGCUCCCAGUCCAAGUGUGCAGGGGCGUGGUCGCACGCUGGGCCGAGGGCUCCCAGGUUGUCAUCGAGAGGUCCCCCACGCUGCGGGUGCUGGUGGGGCCGGAAGGGGCCGUGGCCCUACGGGCCUCCCCCGCGCUCCAAGGACGCCUCCGAGCAGCCUGCGGGGACUACAACGGAAUUGCAGCCGACGACCUGAUACUCCCAGGAGGACUCCGGGGUGCCAGCCUAACCGACGUGUUCCAGGCGUGCCGGGCUCGGGGCUUCAACAACUGCACGGAGAAGGUUGUUACUCCAGCCGUGACACAACACUUCGCCUGACGCCGUCCCUCUGUGUGUCCCCGUGGUUGGGACCUCCUGACACACACCUGCCCUUGGGAUGGGAACCCACGGACCUCCCCGAGAUUGUUUUAAU